UUGACGUCACUAGGACGAAGGACACAACAUAGACACAAACAAAACAAAUAAGCGACAAACCUGUGGGCAGUGUAUCGAACGAAAGUUUUAGUUCUCUUUCAAUUUUAAUAAAAAUCUCAAGAUGAAGCUAACGCUCCGUCGUUAUUCAUGGCUGGUGGCAAUGCAACUAACUUUGCUUGCGGUCGAUUUGUUUUUCAAUGCUUUCGGCUCCUGGCUGUCGCGGGAUAGACUUCAAACAGCGAUUUUCUUUUUCAUCAUUCAAGAUGCUUUCAUUAUUAUUGAGUAUCUGCUGUUUACUUUGGCUCUACAUUCGACAUGCGUCUACCAGGUGGGGGCCUCCCACAUUAUCCUGCGCAAUUGCAAGCUAUUUUUGUUCAGCAUUACGGUCUAUUUUCUGCUGUCUGCCUCGCAGCACUCCUGGACUAUCUAUCUGUAUCGAGUGUCGCCAUCCGAAUCCGCUCAGCAAUGGCCUUUGGCACUUUACGCCUUGACAGUGCUGCAGCGCCUAAUGUCGGUUUACUACUACUACACUUCCAAGUCAACAGCCYUGAUUAUGGCCGAUCCGCGCUAUAAGGAAGAGCAUCUCGAUUGGAUAGCCGAGCAAUUGGGUGAUAAGUAGAUUCGUUGGGAAUGCUCAGCGGGAUUGUACAUACAUAUAUAAAUAUAUAUACCAUAUAAAGAGGAUUACUUUAGCUAGGCAGCGCCGAUUGUUAAAAUUAAAAAGUAACAUUCAAGUACAAUUAU
Drosophila arizonae is the source of this 744-nucleotide messenger RNA. RefSeq names its product transmembrane protein 138. The record is from RefSeq and is a predicted model, not a curated record. Lineage: Eukaryota; Metazoa; Arthropoda; Insecta; Diptera; Drosophilidae. Gene Ontology annotation, cellular component: cilium.